Messenger RNA from Tupaia belangeri chinensis (Chinese tree shrew), 5873 nucleotides. It is a transcript of the gene TARBP1, whose product is annotated as tRNA guanosine 2 -O-methyltransferase TARBP1. The record is from RefSeq and is a predicted model, not a curated record. Gene Ontology annotation, molecular function: tRNA (guanine) methyltransferase activity; RNA binding. Gene Ontology annotation, biological process: tRNA methylation. NCBI's taxonomy places the organism in Eukaryota, Metazoa, Chordata, Mammalia, Scandentia, Tupaiidae.
GUACCCUAUAGCAAAAACCUCUCCAAAAAUAAAAAAAUAACAUAAAUAAAUGUUAGCCAUUCUCUGAGUGUGGAGCAAUAUCUCCUUGUGGGUCUAAUUUGCAUUUCUCUGACUGCUGAUGUUGAACACCUUUCAAGUGCUUAUCAUCUGCAUAACCUUUAAGUGCACAACUUUUGCCCUUAUGUUUGACAGACAGGUGUUGCAGGAAAUGGUAUUUACUGCCAGUUUAUGGAAGGCAACUGGUACUUCCCACGUUCUAAAUGGGCGUAAAGUAGAACUAUGAAUGCAGUCUGUCAAUGGAAAACUGAAUACUCUGAACUAUGGGAAACGUCUUGCACACACAAUGCCAGGUAACUUUAAAUAUCUUUACAUAAAAUACAUUUACAUACAUUUUAAUUUCCAUCCAGCCAUUACGAGCCUGAUGUGUGGAGCUCUUGGAAGUGGGGCUGUGUCUUCCCCACUGAGCAAAGACCUUCGUGGUUAGAGGCCAAAGAGAACCCACAGCCUCAACUGUUUGUCUGGGAUUGAGCCAAGAACCCAACCAGCUUCACAGGCUGGGGUGAGGUUUUGUUCCCACCUAGCAGCUGGUGUCAGAAACUCCGAUGCUCUGCCCGGCCAUUUCUGAAGUGUGCACGUGGCGCCUGCACCCCCGGGGAAGUUCUGCAGUUCAGGGGCCUGGGCACUAGCGGUGAGGGCCGUAGCUGCCCUGCGCCAGCGGGCCUGCACGCAGUCGCAGCUCCCGCCCUGGCUGUGCCUCUUACUCCGGGGCUUGUUACUACCUUUAACGUGAGGGUCCAGAAUGCACUUCAGACCCAGUGUCUCCAGCACGGUGCUAGCGUGCACCUUUUGAAAACGCACCCCCAGGGGACUGCGGUAUACCCCUUCCCUGCGAACUUUGGGGGCACACGCUCGCCUGACCGGCUCAGGGCCCUGGGUGUGCCAAUCUCCAGUCGGGGACCAAUGGCGGUGGUGCAGGCACUGCAUGAACGUUUCCCUAGGGGCUCAGCUCACUUAAGAAACGGAAGAGCCUGAGAGUCCCAGACAGACAAGCAGGCGGAGGGCCCAGGGCGCGCACGCGCCCGCUGUCCGGACACGCGCACGCAAUCGCGUCCCCGAGGGCCCGACGGCGGCGCGCGCGGGGGCAAAUGGAAGGAGUGCUCGCGGAGUUGCUGCUCUCCCAGAGCCGGGACCCUCAGGCUCUGCUCCGGGCCCUGUGCCGCGGGGAGGCAUCCGCGGAGCGCGUGGAGACACUGCGCUUUCUCCUGCAGCGGCUGGAGGAAGACGAGGCGCGCGGCGGGGCCCAGGGUGGGGGCGCGCUCCCAGAGGCGGCGCGCGAGGUCGCCAUGGGGUACCUGGUGCCGCUGCUGCGCGGGUGCCCCGACCCUGGCCCCGACGCACGGCGCUGCCGGCGCUUCUGGAGGACUGUGCAGGCGGGGCUGGGCUGCGCCGAGGACGGCCUGGCGCGCAAGCGCGCACGCUUCCUGCUGCGGCGCGCCCUGGACGUGUCGGCCGGGCAGGAUGACUGCGCCUGCGCCUGCGGCUCUGAGGACCCAGACGGACCAAGCCUGUUUUGGUGGUCUGAGAAGAAAAAAGAUGAGCUUCUAAAGUUUUGGGAAAAUUACAUUUUAAUUAUGGAGACUCUGGAAGGAAAUCAGAUACAUGUUAUAAAGCCAGUCUUACCAAAGCUAAACGGUCUCUUUGACUGCGCAGUGUCAGAGGAAACCGGGAGCUGGCUCUUCCACCCGUCUUGGCACGUGUGCAUUUACAAGAGAAUGUUGGAGAGCGAAAGCAAAGUCCUGACCAAGGAAGCCGUUACUCACUUUCUGGAGCUGUACGGGUCCAGGCGUCUUCCAUCUUCACCCGCGUUUUCCGAGUUUGUUAUUGGACCACUAAUGGACGCCCUCUCAGAGAGCUCUCUGUACAGCAGGUCUCCAGGCCAGCCGGCAGGAAGUGCUGCUCCUCUGGGAUGCAAAUUGCAGACGUUUUUAGUCACUUACGUUUCUCUUCUUCCAGAAGAAAUAAAGAGUAGUUUUCUGCUCAGCUUCAUCCGGAAGAUGACCAGCAGACACUGGAGCGCUGUCCCCAUUUUGUCUCUCUCCAAGGCUUUGGCGAGUGUCCCACGCUGCGGAGCCCUGGGUGUGGACGGGCUCCUUGCUCUCAGGGGCGUCAUCCAUCGCACCACGGUCACGCACCAGGUUCUCCUGCGAGGGGCCGCCCAGUGCUACCUUCUGAAGACAGCCAUGAAUUUGGUGGACGUGGAGAAAGUGGCGCUUUCCGACGUCUCCAUGUUCCUUGUGUCUCUGAGGCCGGAGGAGUCCCUGGGACGAGGGACUUCAUUGUGGACAGAGCUCUGUGACUGGCUGCGUGUCAACGAACGCCGUUUUAGGUGUGCCCCACCUUGCAGCCCUGUCGGGCCUCCCGAGACGUCCUUGAAUGCGUACGUGAAGAGCCUGGUUCUGGACUACAUAAAGGCGCCUCCCUGGGAACCAGGGGACAGCGGCGCUCUGCCCGAUGGGUCCCAGGCCAGGCUCGUCGCCCUGAUGGUCAUGCUGGCUGUGGAUGUGGAAGGAGCGAAGACUCAGCACAGUGAGAAGCAGAGAACAGAGAAUGUCCUGAGGCUGUUCCUGGACCCCCUUCUGGAUGCCCUGGGGAUGUUGGGUGCCAAUGCCUACAUGCCCCUGCCGAAGACUGACAGGUGCCUCCAGGUGCUGGUGAAGUUACUGCACACCUGCGUGUGGAAAGGGCCCGGUGCCGCCGAUGAUGAGGUGCUCCCUCUCCUGCAGAGCCUCGUCCUGUCUACGGCAGAGAGUGUUUCUGAGUUCAUCCUCAGGAGACUGACUGCGCGCGAGCUCAGCAGUGUCUCGGAUCUAGACCGGUGCCGGCUGUACCUGCUGGUGCUUGUCGAGCUGGUGACGCUGCACCGCUUGGCUGGGUGGAAACGGGGCAAUCCCGUCUGGAGGGUCAUCUCGCCCUUGCAGAAGGCCUCCGUCCGGCAUCUUCAGGAGGAGGACGGCAACCAGGAGCCCACACUUGGGGAUCAGAUUCAGCGAGUGGUCAGCAUGGCCAGCCUGGCCAUGGUGUGUGAGGUCAUCGGCCAGACGCCGGAGCUGCAGCUGGAGACCCUGGAGCCAGGGCCUGUGGAAAGGUUCCUGUCCUCCCUGCCGCUCACCCAGGUGCUGCAGAAGCCGCGGAUGGGGCCACAGAGCAGCAGUGUGGAGGAGCCGCCGUCUGCCCACGGGUGGGGGAAGGUGACUGCUCAGUACAUCCACGACCAGGGGAAGUGGGUCUGCCUGGAGUGCCUGCUGAGGAAGCGACACACCCUCAUCCCGGGCACGGAGGGCGAGGUCCCGGGGCCCGAGCUGCCCGCCGUGCAGCAGCUGGCCAGGACACUGCAGGCGGCCCUGGACGCCCUCGCGGUUCUCCCGGCCGAGCGGGUCUUACCCGUGCUGCGCUGCAUGCACAUCCUGGUGCCCAUGCUUCUGACCUCCUCCGAGUCUCUCUGCGUAGAGUCUUUUGACGUAGCUUGGAAAACGGUAUCUUCUUUAAGCAACACGCAGCUGACAUUCUGGCCUAACUUAAAAGCUUUUGUCCAGUUGGUUUUUGAUAACCGAGUUCUUACCAUUGCUGCGAGAGUCAAGGGCCAGGCGUACUUGAAAAUAAAAGAGAUCAUGUUCAAGGUCAUCGAGAUGUCUGCUGUGAGAGCCGGAGUCCUCAACACACUGACGAACCACUGCUGCCGGUCGUGGCUGGAGUCUGCACCCGGCGUGGCCCGGGGGCCCCUGUCCUGUGCUGGAAGUUACAGUGAACUUGUCCUUGAGGCGUGUGUGUUUGGAACUGUGUUGAGGCGUGAUCAGAGGCUUAUUCAGGAUGCCCAGGAUUUCAUAGAAAGUCUUGGACACGACUGCGCAGCUAACGUCGUCAUAGAGAAGACUAACAGAGAAGACCCCUAUGUGAGAAUCUGCGCUGUCAAAUUCCUGUGUCUGCUGGACGGCGCCAACGUGUCCCACAAGUUGCUCAUGGAAGAUCUUGCAGUCCGGCUCCUAGAAAAAGAUGAGCUGGUGUCCAGGCCCAAGAGCCGCUCCCACGCGAACUCGCUGCAGCACAGGCUAAAGAACCGGGCGUGGCAGACCCUGCUGGUGCUCGUCCCCAGGCUGGACCAGAACUUCCUGAAUAGAAUUAUUGACAAGAUUUUCCAAGCUGGCUCUACCAAUAAUCAAGCAUCCAUAAAGUAUUUCGUAGAAUGGAUUAUUAUAUUGAUUCUUCAUAAAUUCCCUCAGUUUCUUCCGAAGUUCUGGGAUUGCUUUUCUCGUGGUGAAGAGAAACUUAAAACAAGUAUUUGUACAUUUUUAUCAGUUUUGUCACAUUUGGACAUCAUUAUUCAAAAUAACUCCGAAAAGAAGGCAGUUCUGCAGCAGGCCCUGGUCGCCGCCCUGCGCUGGUGCUUCAGCCACAGCUUCAGCGUGCGGCUGUACGCACUGGUCGCCCUGAAGAAGAUCUGGAGCCUGUGCAAGACGCUGUGCGUGGAGGAGUGCGACGCCCUGGCCUCCGCCAUCGAGUCCAGCCUCAGCCACGUGGAGAGCAUGCACAGAGAGGGGAAGGCCCAGAAGAACUGGCAGCGCAUCCAAGACCACUUCUUCUUCACUGUGUUCCACCCCCUGCAGGACUACAGUCUGGAGACCAUAUUUUACACCCUCCCACGCCUUUCAGGCCUCGCUGAGGAUGAGUGGGUCACCAUCGACAAGUUCACGGGGUUCACGGAGCUGCCUGCAAGUGCUGGGUUUCAGUGGCACCUCUCUCGGACCCGACUUCGCCAACUGGAGCCAGGCGACUGGUCUCAGCAGGAUGUAGGUGCUCACUCAGGGGAAGCAGAUGACCCGUCCGAGUGGGCCGAUGUCCAGAAGAAGGUGAUCCCAUGGGAGAACAGCGUUCCCGAUGCAGACUCUGAGCUCCCGCCCCAGGGCCGUGCCGCCAGACUCAGGAAGUCCGUCAGCAGGCUGAUCGUGGUGGCCUCGCUCACGGAUAAAGCCACCAAUUUAGGAGGGCUGUGCCGCACUUGUGAGGUGUUUGGGGCCUCGGCGCUGGUGGUCGGCAACCUGCAGUGCGUCCACGACAGGCAGUUCCAGGCCCUCAGCGUCUCCGCCGAGCAGUGGCUUCCUUUAGUGGAGGUGAGGCCACAUCAGCUCACUGACUACCUGCAGCGGAAGAAGGCAGAAGGCUACACCAUCAUCGGAGUGGAACAGACAGCCAGGAGCGUGGACCUGACCCAGUACUGCUUCCCUGAGAAGUCCCUGCUCCUGCUGGGAAAUGAACGUGAGGGGAUCCCAGCGAAUCUGAUCCAGCAGCUGGACGUGUGUGUGGAGAUCCCGCAGCACGGCAUCACCCGCUCGCUGAACGUCCACGUGAGCGGGGCCCUGCUGACCUGGGAGUACACCAGGCAGCGGCUGCCGGGGCGCAGCCAUGGCCCAGCAGGCCCUGCACCUCGCCCACCCGACUAUCCAUGCCACGGAGACAGGCAGCUUCGCUAAGCCGUCUGGACGGGUGGAACAGGUGUGGAGUUGGCUGCAACAGUUUGGUUUUCCUUGCAGUUUAAUGCCAAAAUGUUUCUAUGUGCCUUAAAUAAAUUAUAUAUUGCCUCCUUUACCAAAUACUGUUAGGUCACUUGUAUUCUACUUUAGCGAUGUGUCAGGUCGUCAAGAAACGUAUUUUUCUACGUUUUCCUAUGCAAAAAAGCAUCAUGACUUUCUCAGCAACCCAAUAUUUUAAGCAGUUGUGAAAACAAAACCUGAGAAUUUUUAAGAGCUCCUUCCUGGGAUCAGCAGAUGGCGUAACGGUUAUGUCACUGGACUUCCACGUAGUCGAUCAUGAUUCAAGUC